This is a messenger RNA of Drosophila grimshawi, 360 nucleotides long. RefSeq lists its product as uncharacterized. The transcript has 2 exons. The record is from RefSeq and is a predicted model, not a curated record. Bases 1 to 360 code for a protein of 119 amino acids. Lineage: Eukaryota; Metazoa; Arthropoda; Insecta; Diptera; Drosophilidae.
AUGAAGACUGCUUUAAUUAUAACAUUCAUUUUGGGCCUGAUUCUCUUGGCCAUCUCCAGCGAUACGAAAGUCGAGGCGGGAAGGGUGGAGCGAUGCCAACGCCGUGUCCGAGCCAAUUGUAGAAACAGUGGCAGAAGAUGCAUUCGCCAUGGUCGCAGCAAUCUCUGUGAGCUGCGCAGCAAUAAUUGCCAGAUAAGGUUAGCCAAUUGCAGAAGUAGCACCAGAGGAAUAUAUGAAAGGGUAACCAUGCGACUCUGUGCAGGUAUACAAGUCAAUGACAAGCAACCAUGCGGCUCCAACGGCAGCAGCAACAGCAACAACAGCAACAACGAGGGGACACCAAUUUAUUAUGCCCUUUGA